AUGUUUCCCAUAGGACUAAUAAUAUCUGUAUGCUUUGUAUGGCAUUAUACUUGCGGUUUAUUUAUACCUUUAGAAGAUUCAUUACUGCUUAAUAAAUAUUCAUUCAAGUAUGUCUCAAAGAAUGAGUGGGACCAGAACAUUUUGAAUAAUAAAACGUUGUUAAGGGAGAAUUCAAUUGUAGAGUUGGGUUCAGACUUACAAUGUUUAUUACCGAAAUCACUAGAGAACGACGAUCAAGUGGUGCAAGAAAAGAGAAAUGAAACUGAGUUAAAACUUUUGUUGACUGAUAAUCUAGAGAAAGGUGUUAAAAUUAUAACAAAGGAAUUGGAUGAUAUUUGUGUGGUUUAUCCCAAUGGAUUUUGGAAUUAUGAAUAUUGCCCAGGGAAGGAAUUCAUUCAAUUUCAUGGUCAAUCUAAAAAAGAUAACAAAUGGGUAUUCACCCUAGGUAUCUCAGCUUCUGAUAUUAAAGAUCGAGAAUUCCAGUUACUGUACAACGAAUAUGGAUAUUAUAUCAGUGAAAUAUUAGAUGGUGGUGAAAUCUGUGAAGUCACUAAGCAACCAAGAGUUACUGAGAUUCAAUACGUAUGUGGCCCUGCAAAUGGUGCUGCAAAUAUGCAGUGGACUAGAGAAAUUAAGACAUGUCAUUACGAAGCAUCUGUUAGUGUUCCUGCAUUGUGUGAAUUAGAAUUAUUGGCGCUGAGUGAUGAAAAUAAAAUGGCAAAACCACUCAUUUGUUUAAAAGAUACUAAGGAUAGUAAUCAAGCAAAGUCAAUAUCAAAAAAGGAUACUAGAAAUUUGUUAAAUGUUAUAUCUGAAUACAAUCCAUUGUUUCUGGGUUAUGGUUUCUAUUUACUAAAUCCUAAAAUAAGUUCUUAUAGCCAUGACCAAUUUCCUUCCAGAUCUGUGUUGAUGUACUCAGGUAUUUCUAACAUUGAACAAAAUGUUGACGCAAUUUACCGUGAACUUUAUCAAAGAGCAGGGAAGGCAAUGACUAGAAUGAUGUAUUUAAAGUUCUUGACUUUACCUGAUGGAAACCCUUAUAUGCAUGGCGACAGAUUUACUUGGAUUUCGGAUGUAGUAGAUCUUAAUGGAAAAUUUAUAACCAGAAUGAUAUUCACGAUUGAUGAAAAAGAUGUGGCUGAAAUAAAAUUAGAUUACACCUUGGAAUUCAAGAAUUUUGGAAAUUUCGUUUCAUAUCAAAGAGCUGGUCAAGAAAUAGUUUUUCAAGAUGAUAUUAUCAAACAUAUAGAUGAUACUCAUAUGUCUCAUGCUGGAUCAGGAAACGAAGGGAAUUCAGGAUCCAUUGAAGAUAAAAUUAAAGAGGAUAACAUUGUCGAACAAGACAGUAUGGAAUCAACUGACUUCGAAAAAACAGGAAAUAAGCAUUCACAAAAUGAAAGAGAUAAUCAAAAUAUCAAUAACCAAAAUAAAGAUCAUAAACAGGUCCAAAAUGAUGAACAUGACAAGGUUAAUGACUCAGGCAUUAAAAAAGAUGAAACGGAAGAUGGAGUGUCUUUAAAAAAUGAAGAUCAAGGUUCAACCAUUAAAUUCGAUGAAAAACCAAGCAUAGAACAGGAAUCGCAACCUAUUGAAGGAAAAAAUGGAAUUAGAAAUGUCAGUCCCUCUGUAGCUAAAUUUGAAAAUUCCUCUGCAAAUACAGAUACUAAAAUCAUCCCCUCACGAUCCUCUACAACUGAAGAAAGGUCAGAGGUGCCGGAAGAUAAGAGCAAAGAUGCACUUACAGAAACCAAACCAGAUCAAAUUACUAUAAGCCAUUCUAAAGAAAAUGCUAUUCCAACUAGGGAUGGUACAAAAUCUAGUAUGAUAAAAGUAGAGUCGAUAUCAAGUGCCAGUAGCUCAGCAACAACGAACACUGUUGGUAGUUCAAUCUUCACCGAUAUUGAAAAUACAAAUAGCGAAGACCAAAGUCAGCAUAGAUCAGCAGAUAAUCAAAAGAACCAUGUACAUGAUGAAUUAUAG
Messenger RNA from Vanderwaltozyma polyspora DSM 70294, 1980 nucleotides. It is a transcript of the gene YOS9, whose product is annotated as Yos9p. Gene Ontology annotation, cellular component: endoplasmic reticulum lumen. The transcript has a single exon. Bases 1 to 1980 code for a protein of 659 amino acids. NCBI's taxonomy places the organism in Eukaryota, Fungi, Ascomycota, Saccharomycetes, Saccharomycetales, Saccharomycetaceae. The record is from RefSeq and is a predicted model, not a curated record. Gene Ontology annotation, biological process: endoplasmic reticulum unfolded protein response; retrograde protein transport, ER to cytosol.